UAGUUGACGCGGCUUCCGGGGCUGCUUGGACCGCAGUAAAUAUGGCGGCGGCCGCGGCGGUGGGAAGCCUGAGGCGAGCGGGCUGGGGGCUGCUCCGCUCCCAGGAGGUUUUCAGACGCCAGCUGUAUCCAGCCCAGCGUGCCUUCCGUGUUGCAGCCGUGCAGUGCAGAGUUUCCGAUGAGCAGAAACGGGAGCCUCCUGCAUCUCCCACCCAGGAGCACGUGGAGUCCCCGCCAGUGGGGGAACACCAUGAUCCAGAGUACCCUCACUCUCGCCCCAGUUACACUGAUCAGGGUGGCGAAGAAUCUGAAGGGUACGAGAGCGAGGAGCAGCUGCAGCACCAGAUCCUGACGGCGGCGCUGGAGUUCGUGCCUGCUCACGGCUGGACGGCCGACGCCAUUGCGGAAGGAGCCAAGUCACUGGGUCUCUCUGUUGCUGCAGCUGGGCUGUUUCACAACGAUGGGAGCGAACUGGUCCUGCACUUUGUCUCCCAGUGCAACACGAAACUCUCCGAACAUCUGGAGGAGCAACACAAGCUGGUGCAGCUGGGCCAGGCCGAGAAGAAGAAGACAGACCAGUUUCUCAAGGAGGCCUUAGAAGCCAGGCUGAGGAUGCUCAUCCCAUAUAUUGAGCAAUGGCCCCAGGCGAUCAGCGUGCUGUUGCUGCCCCACAACAUACCAGCCAGCCUAAACCUCCUGACGAGCAUGGUGGAUGACCUGUGGCACUACGCCGGAGACCAGUCCACGGAUAUCAGCUGGUACACUCGUCGAGCGGUGCUGGCCGGCAUUUACAACACCACGGAGCUGGUGAUGAUUCAGGACACCUCUCCGGACUUCGAGGACACCUGGUUGUUCCUUCAAAACAGAAUCGCCGAUGCCAUGAACAUGGGCCACACAGCUAAACAGGUGCAGGCAACGGGAGAAGCCCUUGUCCAGGGACUGAUGGGAGCUGCUGUUACUAUAAGGAAUCUCACGGGAUUGAACCAGCGUCGGUGAAGAGGUGGUGGAAUGGCUGGAAGAGGAAACGUCUUGUCUAAAACCUGCUAAGGAACGGGACAUGCUCCAGGGAUCAGACUGUUAAGAACGCUAAACCUGUCACAACUUCUAUUGUAACACAGGCACACAGAAGCCACCAGCUUUGGUGUCAGAACCGUCUCUUCUCUGGACUGGGUGUAAAUGACAAAAUCGGGUUCUCUUGCCAUGCCAUCUACGCUGAUGCGUAACCUGUCCAGCAAAAUAAAAUAAUGCCCAGGGCCCCAUGUUUAGCAAACAGUGUGCAAUAAGGUAACUUUGGGGACCCAGAAGCCUUAUGCAUCAUCGGCGGAGAGGGCAGAGCAGGAUGGGUUUGAUCCAGUCUCGCCCAAGAGAAAAUACAUCACUACCUACUCCUUGUUGCUUGUCCGGCUUUCGACUAAUGAGAUCAAAUGGGGCUGCCAAUUGUCAGGGCUCCUUGUUGUGGUGGUCACUGUAUUCACAGCUCUCAGUGUCUCAUUUCUUCUGUUCCUGGGCAUGGAUGUGACUGUAAAUUAAUAGUAAUAAUAAAAACGGAUUGGUUUUCUCUGCAA
Messenger RNA from Pogona vitticeps (central bearded dragon), 1564 nucleotides. It is a transcript of the gene COQ9, whose product is annotated as coenzyme Q9. Gene Ontology annotation, biological process: ubiquinone biosynthetic process. Gene Ontology annotation, cellular component: mitochondrial inner membrane. The record is from RefSeq and is a predicted model, not a curated record. Lineage: Eukaryota; Metazoa; Chordata; Lepidosauria; Squamata; Agamidae. Gene Ontology annotation, molecular function: lipid binding.